Molecule: messenger RNA, 1015 nt
Organism: Haemonchus placei
Lineage: Eukaryota; Metazoa; Nematoda; Chromadorea; Rhabditida; Trichostrongylidae
Source: the annotation of a GenBank genome assembly
AAUUUGGUAUGUUCUCUUCUCUUAUUGGUAGGCCUUCUCUUAUGUUUCCAGUUUGUAAACAAUCGACAAGAUUAUCUAAGUUUUCAUCUAGGCAGAGAAAUUGACGAAAGAACUCACUGUGAGCGCAGAAAGAGAAGAAAGUGCUGAAUCUGUAGAGCGAGCCAACUCUGAUGAGCGAAAAUUGGUUGACGCAGAACAGAUGUGGACAACGAUGAGCCAGACUGUCGGUAUUCUGGCAGCUGAGUUGGCCGAGAAUCUUCGCUUGAUUCUAGAGCCUCAGCGAGCAAGUAAAAUGCAGGGUGGUUAUCGCACAGGGAAACGGUUGAAUAUGCGUCGACUAAUCCCUUAUAUCGCUAGCGAAUACAGAAAAGAUCGUAUUUGGAUGCGAAGAACCAAAAAAGCUCAAAGAGAUUACCAGGUGCUCAUCGCAGUGGACGACUCUGCUAGCAUGAACGAGAAUGGCAUUCAUCAGGUAACUUGUGAAUCUGUGUGCAUUGUCGACGACGCAUUACGAAGAUGCGACGCUGGAGACGUUUCAGUAUGUUCUUUCGGAAGUGAAUUGAAGGUCAUCAGCGCGUUCGGUGAUCACAUGACGCCAGGCCCAGAACUUCUGCAGAAGCUAUCCUUCAANCAGUCAUCCACGGAUCUCCUGCUGCUUCUCAACCGCACGCGGCAAUUGCUUGGUGACGUGCGAACGCCGACCAGCGAGCAGCUCCUCAUAAUCAUCUCCGAUGGGAGAGGAGCUCUAGCUCAAGGAGCCAAAAAAGUGAAGGCUGCUCUGGCUUCCUUGCGGGAUGUGACUGUGUUAUUUGUCAUUCUCGAUUCCGGUCCCAAAUCUAUAUGCGAUCUGUCGGUGGCCGCCUUCAAAGACGGUGAUGUGGUUCUGACGCCUUACCUAGCGACGUUCCCAUUUCCGUUUUACGCCAUCGUAAAAACUGUCACCCAACUUCCGUCAGUGCUUGCUGAAUCCAUUCGGCAAUGGUUUGAAAUGACAGUACAAACAAAUUCAAAUUAA